GAAAACAAGAUACAUUUAUGUUCUGUGAUUAGCUUCAUUUGUUUUAUUUACUUUUCAUUCUAGCAGCAUAAGGUCAACGAAAAAUCAAAAGGUAGACGGCGGAAGCGCGCACCACUGCGCGGGCACAGCUGUCAGCACCAAGGACAGCCGCAGCCCCAAGCGUCGCAUCAGUCUGAUAAUCACUUCACAGCAAAGCCCCGCACAGAGCCCACGGAGGACCGGGAGAGCGAUACACAGCGCAUAAAGGAAAACGCAUACACCGCAAAAUAUGCUCUGACUCGUUUCUAUCGACACUGGAAAAAAGAAAAUGGUGGAAAUUGACAAAGAAAAUCAAAAUGUUUGAAGAAAGGCUGCUGACAAUUACGAAGAUAAUCCAACAGUGGUUGAGGUCCUGACCAUGAACAUUCCUCCGCAUUUCCCAUAAAUCAGCUGUCCAGAUUUUUCACACUGUCUAGGGGGACGGUGGUUCCAGUCUUUUUAACCGGGUGAACCGUGCAGUCCAGAAGCCGGGCAAACCGACCCGCCAACACGAGGGAGAGACGCAACCGGGGUCUUCUGUGCGGUUUGAUCGUUCACACGAUGCGUCUGUUUCUGCUGGCGGUGUUCCUCUCGUGCUCUUGCGCGCGGGGCGGCUGCGAACCGAAGAUAGUGAACAUCGGAGCAGUCCUGAGUCAGAAGAGGUACGAGCAAGUCUUUAAGGAUGCGGUGACCCAGGCGAAUCAGAUCUACGGGAGAGAUAAAUUCAAGUUGACCGCCAUCUCCGUAACGCACAAACCCAACGCUAUCCAGAUGGCUCUCUCCGUCUGCGAGGACCUCAUCUCUAACCAGGUGUAUGCCAUCCUGGUGAGUCAUCCUCCCCAGUCCAAUGACCACCUCACCCCCACGCCUGUGUCAUACACCGCAGGCUUCUACCGCAUCCCUGUGGUGGGCCUCACCACGCGCAUGUCCAUCUACUCCGACAAGAGUAUCCACUUGUCCUUUCUGCGGACUGUCCCCCCGUACUCCCACCAGGCUCACGUGUGGUUUGACAUGAUGCGAGAGUUUCGAUGGAACCACAUCAUCCUGAUUGUCAGCGAUGACCACGAGGGGCGGGCCGCGCAGAAGAGACUGGAGACCCUACUGGAGGAGAGGGAAACAAAGAAUAAAAAAAGGAACUAUGAAAACCUCGACCAACUGUCCUAUGACAACAAGCGAGGACCUAAGGCAGAGAAAGUCCUCCAGUUCAGCCAGGAGACUAACUUAACUGCUCUGCUUCUGGAGGCCAAAGAGCUGGAGGCUCGUGUCAUCAUCCUCUCCGCCAGUGAAGAGGACGCUGCUGCAGUUUACAAGGCUGCCCGUUUCCUGAACAUGACAGGCUCGGGUUACGUGUGGCUGGUGGGAGAGCGGGAGAUGUCGGGUAAAGCCCUGAGUGAGGCACCAGAUGGUCUCAUCGGCCUCCAGCUCAUCAACGGCAAGAACGAGUCGGCCCACAUCAACGACGCAGUGGCAGUGGUGGCUCAGUCCAUCCAGGAGCUCUUUGAGAAGGAGAACAUCACGGAGCCGCCCAGAGGCUGUGUGGGAAACACCAACAUCUGGAAGACUGGCCCCCUCUUCAAAAGGGUUCUGAUGUCAUCAAAGUACCCAGAGGGCCUCACUGGACGUGUGGAGUUCAAUGACGAUGGCGACAGGAAGUAUGCUCACUACAGCAUUCUCAACUACCAGAAGAGUCGACUCAUUCAAGUCGGGAUUUACAAUGGAACACAGGUGGUGAUGAAUAAUCAGAGGAAGAUCAUCUGGCCGGGAGGAGAGACAGAGAAACCGCGGGGCUUUCAGAUGUCCACAAGACUAAAGAUAGUGACCAUACACCAGGAGCCCUUUGUGUAUGUGAAACCCACUGAGCAGGAUGGAACCUGCAAGGAGGAAAAAACCUUAAAUGGAGUGGCAGAUAUUAAAAAGGUGAUCUGCACUGGACCAAAUGAGACCAUCCCAGGACGUCCAAUUGUACCUCAAUGUUGUUAUGGAUUCUGUAUCGAUCUACUUAUCAAGUUGGCCGGAACCAUGAACUUUACCUAUGAGGUGCACCUGGUGGCUGAUGGGAAAUUUGGAACACAGGAGCGGGUGAACAACAGCAACAAGAAAGAGUGGAAUGGCAUGAUGGGAGAGCUCCUGGGGGGUCUGGCAGAUAUGAUUGUUGCCCCGCUGACGAUAAACAACGAACGAGCCCAGUACAUCGAAUUCUCCAAACCUUUUAAGUACCAAGGCCUAACCAUCCUCGUUAAAAAGGAAAUCCCUCGCAGUACACUGGACUCGUUCAUGCAGCCUUUUCAGAGCACACUGUGGCUGCUGGUGGGUCUUUCGGUGCAUGUGGUGGCGGUGAUGCUUUACCUACUAGACCGGUUCAGCCCGUUUGGGAGGUUUAAAGUAAACAGUGAAGAAGAAGAAGAAGACGCCCUCACCUUGUCGUCAGCCAUGUGGUUCUCCUGGGGAGUGUUGCUUAACUCCGGUAUUGGGGAAGGCGCGCCGCGCAGCUUCUCAGCGAGAAUCUUGGGCAUGGUGUGGGCCGGCUUUGCCAUGAUCAUAGUGGCAUCGUAUACUGCCAACCUGGCUGCCUUCCUGGUGCUGGACCGGCCUGAGGAGCGCAUCACCGGCAUCAACGACCCGAGGUUGAGGAACCCAUCAGACAAGUUCAUCUACGCCACUGUGAAGCAGAGCUCUGUGGACAUCUACUUCCGGCGGCAGGUGGAGCUUAGCACCAUGUACCGCCACAUGGAGAAGCACAACUACGAGAGUGCCGCUGAGGCUAUCCAGGCCGUGCGCGACAACAAGCUGCAUGCUUUCAUCUGGGACUCUGCGGUGCUGGAGUUUGAAGCCUCGCAGAAGUGCGACCUGGUGACCACGGGAGAGCUGUUUUUCCGUUCGGGCUUUGGCAUAGGCAUGCGCAAGGACAGCCCCUGGAAACAGAAUGUGUCCCUGGCCAUUCUCAGUUCCCAUGAGAAUGGAUUCAUGGAAGAUCUAGAUAAAACCUGGGUGAGAUACCAGGAGUGUGACUCACGGAGCAAUGCCCCAGCCACACUCACCUUUGAGAACAUGGCAGGAGUGUUCAUGUUGGUGGCUGGAGGCAUAGCAGCAGGGAUCUUCCUCAUCUUUAUUGAGAUCGCCUACAAGCGACACAAAGACGCCCGAAGGAAGCAGAUGCAGCUGGCCUUUGCGGCCGUCAACGUCUGGAGGAAGAACCUGCAGGACAGUAAGGAGGCCUCUGGGAGCCAAGCUGUGGGCGCAUCGAUGACUCCAUCGUUACCCUCUUCCUCUCUAGAGACUCAGGAUGAUAGGAAAAGUGGUAGAGCAGAGCCCCCCGACCCCAAAAAGAAAGCCUCUUUUAGGUCCAUCAGUACCUCCCUGGCCUCCAGCAUCAAGAGACGUAGGUCGUCCAAAGACACGCAGUACCCACCCACCGACAUCACGGGCCAGCUCAACUUGUCCGACCCAUCUGUCAGCACAGUGGUGUGAGAGGGACAGAAGGAGAGAGAGAUUUUCUCCUCUGAGAGAAAGAGAGAGGGUGGGUGAACGGAGAGAGCCUUCCCCCAGAUCGCUGCAUCGUUGGAUCCAUCACUGCUGAAGCUUUUUGUCCCAUUGGCUUUGCAGUGGAGCAAUGGAGCCGACGUCUAAGAAAGGACUCCCCUGAUCAUAUUCUCUGAUCGUGGCACCUGUUACAGCUGUCUGGCAUUAGUCAGCUCUAGGGUUCUGAGCUUACUGACACAUACUGUGUUUUUAUCUGUUUUCUCUAUUCAUGCUCAAUUUAUGCUUAAAACAGUCCAAUCGUUGUCUAAUUUACUUACUGCAGACAUAGUGAUGCUGGAUACUACUACUAUUUAAUAACCCUACAAGAUACAUUUUACUGUUUUAAAAAUCUUGUUUAGUUAGAUUACUUAAGUAUACACACAAGUUAAGUUCUGUACAUAUCAUUUAACUUACAAGGAGGGACCAUAACACACACUAUUAUUUCACAGUAUUUAACAACAUGAUUUGGCAGGUAGUUUAACUGUUAAGGGUUAGUUAGGCCAGUAACCCGAAAGGUCGCUGGUUUGAAUCCUCAUGCUGACUAGGUGAAAAAUCCAUCGAAUGUCCUUGAGCAAGGCACUUAAGCCUAAUUGCUCCUGUAAAUUGCUCUGGGUAAGAGCCUCUGCUAAAUGACUAAAAUGUGAACAGCAUAAUAGGUACACUUUGCUGGAUAACAACUACAGCAUUUUAUUAAGAAAUACUUAUUUUAACUCCAUGUUUAAACAUUUUAGAUAUGUCUUUGUUAAAUUGGACAUGUUUUAAUAGUGAGAAUAUUAACUUUUGUGACAAUGUAAUCCUUUAAAGCAGCAAUUCUAAAGAAGGAAGCAUGCAUGUAUUGUAAAUAUAUAGAUGCAACUGAAUAUUUAUGUAACUAAUGUCCAUGGUGUUAAUAUUGCUGCUACUGUUUGUUGGAAUACUCCGUGGCACUUUACAACACACUUAAAACCAUUUUCUAAUAACUCACAGUUUUCUGAGAUACAAAAAUGGUGAACUUUGUUUACAUUGUAUUAUUUGCCCCUUAAUCAUUUUAUAACUGUCUGCCAAACUGUCUGCAUGCUUGUAUAUAUUAUAUUCAGCCAGUAUUAUCCUUUGGUGCCCCUUGAAAACAUUCUGCCUGUAACGUAAUGUUCACAUUUACCUGUAUUUGGUCCAAUGAGGUCCUUACACCUUUGAUAUUGGGAAAGUGGCAAUGCUCUAUUCUUAUUUGAAAGGGAUUUUUAGUCACAAAUCUAAUCAAAACUACAGGAAAUACUCUCAAAAGGGUGCACAUUUUUGCUUUUUCCCUAGCACUACACACCUGAUUCAAAUAACUCAUCAUAAGCCUUUGAUUGGUGGAAUCAUGUAUGUAGUCCUACGGCAAAAACAAAAAUGUGAAUCCUUUUGGGUCCCCAUUACCAGGAUGAAGAGAAACAUUCUCUAAGUCAACGUUUUCUACCAUUUGUUUGGAAACCCACCUCUCUCUCCCUCUCGCUUUCCUCAGUCUUUCUCAUCGCCAGUGUCAAGGGGUUGCAUCAAAGGGCCAGGUUUUUCACCCAACCAGCACUUGGUCUUUCAUGAAAAACCUCCUCCCUGUGCACGUCAGUCUAUCUUCAAUUUGCACUUUCAGAUCUUCUACAUGAAAGGAACCCAUGUGAAUUGAUAACUCAGCUUAACUUUCAGUCUUGGUGCUGUGAGCUUAGGUACAGUUAUCUUGGUUAAAUGGAAAAAGGGCCAUUUCCCAGGUUCUGAUGUUGAGAAACAAAGACAAGGUGUGGCAUGUUGAAACAAAGACUACAGUACCAUUCUGGCACGGCAAUGCACAGCACUUUAACCGAAGGGCUUCCCCAUGUUCCCCAUGAUGUUUCCAUCAACAAGGCCGAUUGAAAUAUAAUUAUAUUCAGUAUGCAAGUACAUACAAAUGUAUAUGAAUAAGAGCAGAAAACUCUCACAAGAGAGAUCAUGGUCUAAUUGUUAUAGUAUGAUCCACAGCACAAAAUGGUGAAAUCAACGUUGUUUCAACGUAAUUUGUCAACGUAUUGUGAUGUGGAAAAUACAUUGGAUUUGAAAAAGUUAUCAACUGUUGUUUUGAGGGUGACAUUUCAACCACAUAAUUAUGUCAUCAUUGUAACCAAUUUUCAACAUAGUCAACCUUGAAUAAAAUAUGUUGAAUUUGUACCUUUGAAACAACAUCAGAUCUUCAAUGUUAUAUCCAUGUCAGAAAAAAAACAACAGGCUGGGCUGUACCUGGUACUGGAGAGUUGAUCUAUCCACAGCUACCCGUUGGUCCAGGGUUUUAACCAAGCCCAGCCCUGCUUAGCUUUGAUAUUUUCCACUGACUACUACCAAUGUGCUAUCGUGAGAAUGAUUAUUGAAAGAUCUCUUAAUAGAUAAAUAGAUUCACUGUUGCUAUCAAAGUAAUUCCCAAGGUCAUAUAAGUAAUGUCCCCCCCCAAAAAAAUUACUGAGCGCAAGCUUGAAGGUUGUGAAAAUUCUGUGCAACUUCCAGCGCGCGUUUACUGCUUUAAGUUACAGUUUUAACAGUGGCCAAUUAGGCUACUGUGGCUAUUUGAUCAUAAUGUAGGCCUACCAUGAAAAACUAUGGAGAAAAUGCAUCCCAUAACAUUUUAACAUGGAAAUAGCUGUUCUAUCAUGCAGCCAAUGUCUGGUGUUCAAUGUAGGCCUACAUUCCAUGCAGGACUUGACAUUAACCUGUUUAUCCUCUUGUCUUUCAUAAAAGGAGGUGACCAAUUUUUUGUGUGUGUGUUGUUUGAUGUAAGAAACCACUUUACAAAAGAAAAUGUAUUAUUAAUUUCACACGGUUAUUACAGAGAAUCAGACAAAUGAUGCUACCCUCUGCUUAAUGGCUACUUAGCUUAUUCAAGCCUGUCUCAAAAUACAACACUUCCCCUUUAAGACAAAAAAAGCUCUUUACCUGACUCGCUUUUCAAAGAUGUCUAGGAAAGUGCACGUUUUGUGGUCUUGCAGGAAGCAAUCACUCCCCUAUUGCUGACUACAAAUGUGCACACGUGGCUACAUGCAGCUCUCGCUUUGAUCUCAAAACAAGUGCAUCUACUCAAGACCACUCGUGCUGUAAACACAGUCCAGUUCAAAGUAAACGGCACAGAUCCAUAUAUGGCAAUGGUCUAUUUGUAUAUAGGCCUACUACAGCUUUGAUUGGUUAUGCCGCAUGGAUCUGUGUAGUGUACGGGCUGAGUCGUGUGCAAUAGAAUCCUACUCCGAUGAGGUAUGCCUACAACAAAAACUCUUGCAUAGUUCGUUUUGCAUGCUAAGUCUUGCAUAGUUCGUUUUGCAUGCUAAGUCUUGCAUAGUUCGUUUUGCAUGCUAAGUCUUGCAUAGUUUGUUUUGUUUCGGGUAUGUUGCAUUAAAUGUGACUAAUAUUGCAUUGAUUCGACCACAAUUGCCACAGUAAAGGGAAACGUUGAUAGUGUUAACUAACAGGGAAAACUCUAGACAAACUGGAUAUUGAAUUGUGUUUAGUUGUCAACACAACCAAAUAUCAACAUUUGAAGGAGAUGUAGCUUCUGCUUUGGUAUUUCCAUCUGUGCCACUGACAAAGUUUGGCUUGAAUUCCAGUUUGCCUACAAAUAAAAAAAAGCAUUUGUUGGAUUCAUGUCCCCUUCUCAACCAAAAAUCUAAGUUAAUGAAUAAGACUAAAUUAAAAUCAAACUUUAAAUAAAGUUUGAUUUGAUUUAGUCCCGUUCUUUAGAUUAAAUGUCUGUUUUAUAUGGAGACAAACUGGAAUUAAAGCCAGACUACUGGCACAAAAUAUACAUAUUUUUCAAAUGUUAAUAUUUGGUUGUGUUGACCAAACACAAUUCAAUAUCACUUUAGCAAUACAGCAAAUAGCCUAAAGUUAACGCUAUCUUACAAACUAAUAUAACAGUAUUUAUUCAAUGUUAAAAUGAGUAACACACCAAUGGCCACAUUUGGAGGUUACUGUACUAUAAAUGUCUUCUUAUGUCAUCAUAGAAAGUGUGCAUGUUCAAGAUGAUAGCAUGCAAAGGUUGCAGGUCUGUGGAGAGCUUCACAAUUGCAUUAAUAACGUGCAGAAUCUCAAACAGCAUGGAUCAUUUCCACCAUUUUUUAUGUAAUCUCAACUGCAAUCCAGGUCAUUUGGUUGUGCUAUUACAUGAAGCACAGUGAUAACACAUAUUAUUGUAUAUAAAUAUAUAAAUAUAUAUAAAUACAGAUUAUCUGACAUUGUCUUUCCAUUCGAAUUUGGUUGGGCUUUUAGAUGGCUGAAAGCAUAGUAAUAACACGCUGGGAAUUCAACACAUUUCUGGCUGUCUUUUUGAGUUUCUCUCAACCAAAUAUUAUCCAAAUGUUCACUUUGAAAUGAUGUGGUGUGCCCAGUGGGGAGUGUCUCAUACAAAAAGUAAUUCAUAAUUGUAUGAAUUUGUUUGGUGACAAAGUUUUUGAUGAAACACAUAGAUUGUAGUACUUCACUGGAGAAACAGUUAACACAUUUGUUGAUAUGGCGGCAGGGUAGCCUAGUGGUUAGAGCAAUGGACUAGUAACUGGAAGGUUGCAAGUUCAAACCCCUGAGCUGAACAGGCAGUUAACCCACUGUUCCUAGGCUGUCAUUGAAAAUAAGAAUUUGUUCUUAACUGACUUGCCUGGUAAAA
Oncorhynchus keta (chum salmon) is the source of this 8161-nucleotide messenger RNA. Its product is annotated as glutamate receptor ionotropic, NMDA 1. The record is from RefSeq and is a predicted model, not a curated record. The coding region runs from base 580 to 3486 and encodes 968 amino acids. Gene Ontology annotation, molecular function: NMDA glutamate receptor activity. Gene Ontology annotation, cellular component: neuron projection; plasma membrane; NMDA selective glutamate receptor complex. NCBI's taxonomy places the organism in Eukaryota, Metazoa, Chordata, Actinopteri, Salmoniformes, Salmonidae. The transcript has 23 exons. Gene Ontology annotation, biological process: monoatomic ion transport; ionotropic glutamate receptor signaling pathway; regulation of membrane potential.